Molecule: messenger RNA, 3819 nt
Organism: Coffea arabica (coffee)
Lineage: Eukaryota; Viridiplantae; Streptophyta; Magnoliopsida; Gentianales; Rubiaceae
Biological process (GO): RNA processing
Source: RefSeq, a predicted model, not a curated record
CUAAGGACCAAGACAGCGGACACCCCUAACACAAACACGCCUCUUUCUUCUUCCCACUCGGCUGUUCCGCUGUCGGCAACUCGGCAUUCCUCUUUCCCCAAAUCAAAAGCAAACCCUAGCCGCCGCUACCACUGUUUUCACCACUCACCAGUUGGCCACUUCUGCCACCACCACUGCCGUCCUUCAAUUGAAGAGCCCUUUCUCUCCGAGUCCCAGUUUGUUGGCCAACGUUAGACUCAGCUACGGUAGACAUUUCAUCAGCUCCAUUGGUGGAGGGCCUCGCGAACAGAAGUUAUUUUCCUCUUCUUUUCACGGCUCCAGCAAGGGUUUUCGAUCUCAUCAGCGACAUCUCAUCAGGAAAAUAACUUUCAUUCCCGGCAUCUCUCUCUUUGGCAUCUCAUCAGUCUGCUUUUUGUUUGUGAGCUGUGCCCGCCAUUGUGGAUGCGUUUGCUUAUGCAGCCUCAGAAGCUUGUUUGACGGCCUAAGCACAAUCUCAUUCCCGUUCCUACAGUAGCAUUUCCAACAAGGGUGAAAACUCCUUAAGUAUUUCCAGAGGUAUGAUGGUCUCUUAUUAGCCUUUUUUUCCUCCCUUUUCCUUUGAAAAAUUGUCUAGAAUACUGGUGUAGAUUCUUGAAGUUGGAUUUGAAUGAAUUUUUGUGAGUUGCUUUUGUUUUAGUUUGUUCUUACCUGAUUAGGGUUAAAUCUGAUUUGAUUGAUGCUAAUGAAUUAAUUUGGCUGCUGAGUUUUGGGGGUUUUAUGAUUCUUGGAAUCAGAAUCCGGGUAGGGUAGGGUAGGGUAGUGUUUUUCUUACAGUCUGGCGAGACCAUUUGUAAAUAGUUGACAAAAUCUGAUUAGGAAGGAAAACAGUUUGCUUGUGUUCAUCCCAGAGAGCAAAGAAUCUCCCAGCGUUGCAGUUAACAAGCUAUAAUGAUAUUCUUGUUUUUCGUGAAUCAUAACAGAUCCUAUAAUGUCUGACUAUAUUCGUCCUACUUAAAAUUCUAUAUUUGAAGAAUGAGUUCAGUUCUAUUGAAAUGUGUCAUCACAAGUAGAACCAGCUCAAGCCAAUAGGGCUAAGCCUGCGCCCCAAGCUCCAACAUCAGCGCAUAAUUGAUUUUUUUUGCUGUCUUUCCUGUAAACUGAAGUGGACCUGUAUAGAUGUUUAAUCAGAAAGAAAAGCCACAGAUCACUUCGGGACUUAGUAUUUGCAUGUUCAUGCAGAUUUCGUGCAACAUUUGUACAGACAGUUGCACUCUCCUAUUUUAAUAUCAGAUUUCAGCAGCAAGAUUGUUUUACCAAUCCUGUCCACUUUUUAACGUGAUUCAUUGGAAGGGGUUCUCUGGGAAAAAGUAAUGAAGUAGCUAACAAAAGUUUUAGGAGACUACACAAUCAUAUUGUUUCUUUUCCUCUGUCUCGGGUGCUGAAACAGCUGAACUAUGAACACAAGCUAACUUUCUUUUCCUAUGUCCUUUAUAUACUCUUAUUCUUCUUGGGCCCGCCCACAUUUAAGGAGAACAUUAACUGCUAUUGGUAUAACCUGCAUCACUCUGCAUUUGAGACCCCUGCAUCACUCUGGCUUUUUCUGGUACACUACUAAUAAUCUACUGCUACGUGAAUUAAAUGUUUAUUACCCAAACAAGUAAUCUUAUUGGCAUCAUGGUUUUGGGCGGCAGUUGGAUUUCUGUUGCGAAUUUCUGUUCAAGUAAUCGUACUCCUUACACAUUCGCUAAGGUAUUCCAUUGGUAAGUACAUCUUUAAAUCCUAAUUAACAAUUAUAUGCAUGCAAUCAAUUAAUAAUUAUAUUAAAUUUUCAUAGAUGGAUCCCGAUAGUGAUGAUGAUGAGGAUGCUAUUGUAAUUGGUGCCGCCACUUCAGUCCUAGCAGCAAGAUAUGCAGCUCUUGAAGUCUAUAAAACUCCAGUUGUUAUACCUAAACCACCUCAUGUUAAUAGGGAGUGAGCUAGAGAGGAUUACAUGGAUAACAUAUUAUAUGGAAGUAGUUCCUAUUGUAUAGACCAAAUUAGAAUGGACCAAACUACAUUUUUUCAAUUAUUAAAUGCUCUCACCAUAAAAUUCACUAUAAUUCUAUGCUAACAUGAAAAGUUUUUCUUGGAGUAUAAAAAUUUUAUCUUGUGUUAGUUAAAGUUUGGGAGCGAGGAGGCUGAAGCCAAUAUCUUCAUUGUUGCACGGUAUAAUUUCAGGAACCUCCUUGAGUUUUUUAAACAAUUGCAGUCACCUCAGGAUCGGACGCACGGAUAAGUGUAAUUUUUCAAACUUUAAAGGUGGUGGUUGUAAUUAUAAAAAAUCUCAGGGGGGUUUAUGAAAUUAUCCCGCACUAUUUUGUGUCGAAAUCUGUUCACAAAGAAAACAAGUAGUAGACUAGUAGUAGUUAUUUGGCCCGAAUACCAUGACCUGGGCUAAACUGUCUCGAACCCAUCUUGUCCCAGCCCAGACUGUAAGUCAUAAGACUCAUGCGGCCUCUACCUGAGUUUCUCCUUUUAUUCCGUCCCUCAAUCAUUCCUCCCUCUUCUUCCCUGCUGCUGCCACUCUCUGGCACUGCUUUCUAUUCUAUUUCGUUGGUCCAAACAAUCAAAACCCCACCAACUAGCUAAGUUGAUUUGGGUAAUUAUCUGAUUCUUUUUCUUUUUUGUUUCAGGUAUUAUCAGACUAUUUACUAGUUUGAAUCUUACUGUUACUGUUCUUGAUAUUGUGGCUGCGAUUCCUCAUUAAGUGUUUAAAACAUAUUUUGAUACUUUUAUUGAGUUUCCAAAUUUGAGUAGCGAUGGGUAAGAAGAAGAAUUCAUCCACAGCAGCAGCAGCGGCAAUAUCUUCACAGCCACACUUGCAGCAGGCUCCUUCAGGAACAAUGAGAGAAGAAUCUAGCGGAAAGAAACAGAGCAGCGUAAAUCCCAAGUCCAUGUUGAAAUUGGACCACCUUAAAAACCUCGCUAUCUGGGCUACUGCCGAAGCUUCCGUAUGUUCACUAGGUGCUUUUUUUGGCCACCGCUUGGCUGCCACUGCUGAAGCCUUGGGUGUUCCUCCUGACCCUUCAUUGUUCUCCUGCCAGAGGUGUGAAUCUAUUCUUCAACCUGGCUAUAAUUGUACGGUUCGGAUUGAGAAGAUAAAACCAAAUCCAAAGCGAAGGCGCAAGAAACGUAGUCUUUCGAUUGAAAACAGUGUGGUUUACAGCUGCCACUUUUGUUCGCAUAGAAACUUGAAGAGAGGAACCCCGAAAGGCUACAUGAAAGAGUUGUGUCCAUCGAAGCCCAAAGUCUCUUCAAAAUCAGAUCCUACCAAAUCAAGUCAUCCAAAGUUUGCCAAAGCAAAGGUCAUUACAGCAAGCAAAAAUGAUCCCAUGUCCAAGGUGGAUGGAAUUGCUUCACAAAAAAUAAUUAACAAGGAUCCUGCGAAUGACAGUUCUACAACUCCCUCGGCUAAAGUUGAGACUUUGUUGGAUACAAGAAAGAGGAAAAGGACUAGAUCAGGAUCCAAGAAAAUUGUUGAAUCAGAAAGCAGUUCUGUUCCUGUUGAUGCAAAGAAAGCUUCCAUACCAUCAAGCAAGCGGAAGAGAAAAUCUUGGACUAGUUUAAAGGACAUUGCUGAGUGUAGUGACCAGGAUAGUAGCCGUAACUUCACUAACUUAGCAAUCCCAUUUCGUAUAUAAAAAUGUAAAUUGGUAUGGAGAUGAGAGUAGUAAAAGACAUCCAAUGUGUGGACCCGUAUGGCUGUAUGCAUAGCUUAAGUAUUCAAUGUGACCGAUAGAAAGCAUCUGAAUUAAAAAUUCAUGGUUGGAAACAUGCACUAUUGUCCUUUUUGUCAUUUCA